Molecule: messenger RNA, 1980 nt
Organism: Lizanozyma spartinae
Lineage: Eukaryota; Fungi; Ascomycota; Pichiomycetes; Serinales; Debaryomycetaceae
Gene: RCK2
Product: serine/threonine protein kinase
Exons: 1
Coding region: 1-1980 (659 amino acids)
Biological process (GO): protein phosphorylation
Molecular function (GO): protein kinase activity; ATP binding
Source: RefSeq, a predicted model, not a curated record
AUGUUUGAGAACUUUAAGGCUUUUAUUCGGCACGGGAAACAAGCAAAUGUUCGAAAGCAAAGGCUUCCUUACGAUGAUUAUCACCAAGAUGAUCACCAGGCUUACAUGUCUCCGAGAGUAGGAAGCGGUGAAGCGUUAACUCCUCAGCCCACUAACUCUGCCACAGGGUCUGAUCCAUCUGUUCCACUUCAUCAUGACGACAUCACAGGUUGCUCCUCCUUUGAUGCUGAUCCAGUAUCUACGAUCAAAGUAUCUCAGACUCUGGUUCCGCAAUCUAAUGCCGAGCAAUUAGAACAGUAUCAAAAUCAAAUCACAAAUCACGACUACCAAUAUCAUUCCACUGUUAAUGACAAUAAUAAGAUUAAUAAUAAUAAUAAUAAUACCUAUAAUAAUCACCACAAUCAUAAUGGAAAACACGAUUACGAGAUAUUGGCUCAUAAAAUCGUUGAGGAAGAACGGAUGAUGCGUGAGAAACGUCAAUCCCAUAAAUAUCCAAACUUAGAUGCCUACGAAGUGCUUGAGAAAAUGGGUGAAGGUGCUUUUUCCAUCGUCUACAAAGCACGUCACAUUGAUACAGACAAGUUCGUUGCCAUCAAGAUCCUUAGAAAGUUUCAAAUGGACCUGGCACAGAAACAAUCAGUACUCAAGGAAGUGACUAUUAUGCGGCAAUUGAACCACCCUAAUAUCGUCAGGUUCAUUGAAUUCAUUGACCUGGACAAAUACUAUUAUAUUGUCCAAGAAUUGGCUGUCGGGGGAGAAGUGUUUACAGCCAUUGUUAAUUAUACAUAUUUCUCUGAAGAUGUGGCUCGGCACGUUAUUACUCAAGUUGCUCAUGCCAUUCGUUAUCUUCACGAAGAAGUUGGUGUUGUUCAUCGUGAUAUAAAACCAGAGAACCUCUUAUUUUACCCUAUUCCUUUCCAACCUUCACCAAAUCCAUAUUCGAAACUUAGAAGAUCAGACGAUCCUAAUUCAAAAAAAGACGAAGGUAUAUUCAUUCCCGGUGUUGGUGGGGCUACUAUUGGAGUUGUCAAGUUGGCUGAUUUUGGACUUUCCAAACAAAUUUGGGAACAUAAUACCAAAACUCCUUGUGGUACAGUCGGUUACACAGCUCCAGAGAUUGUUCGUGAUCAAAGAUAUUCUUGUGAAGUUGAUAUGUGGGCUAUUGGUUGUGUUCUCUAUACUUUCUUAUGUGGGUUCCCACCAUUCUACGAUGAACGUAUUGAGAUGUUAACUGAAAAGGUGGCCAAAGGAGAAUACACCUUUUUGAAACCUUGGUGGGAUGAAAUAUCUCCAGAAGCAAAGUAUUGCGUUUCUAGAUUGUUGACUGUUGAUCCUAAUCAACGUUAUGGUAUUGAUGAGUUCUUAAAUGACCCUUGGAUGCAAAAGUGUUCUUUAGUACCAACUAUGCCUCAAGAGAUACAAACUGGACGUUCGCGAACUCAAGUUGAAGCUCAAAAGCAAGUUCAUGUUGAAGCUCAGGGUCAGGGUCAGGUUCAUUCUCUGGGCCACUCACACGCACAUCGCCAUGGUGAAAGGCAUCGCAAGGACAAAGAUUCGGACAUUGACCUUGCACCAGAAGAGAUGCUUCCAGUUAAGGAACCGCAACAACCUACAGAGCAUCCCGUCCAGAGUCAAAACUCAAAGUUCAAGAACUACAUGGAAAGUGGCAUGUAUUCUCCAGCAGCUGUUGCGCUCAGGGACAUGUUUGAUAUUUCUGCUGCUGUGCAUCGUAUGGGUGAAGAAAAGAAACUUGCCCGUAACAACAACCUUGUGAAUGAUAUAGUGGAAGAAGACGAGGAAAUGGAAGAGGAUGUAGAUCUCAGCGGUACGGUUGAACACCUGCAUCCUCGUCGUUGUGAACCCGAAGUUACCAAAAGUGGAAUGUUUGACUUAUCUUUGAACGGAGCUUCCAUUUUAGAAAGGCGUCGUCAAAACAAAAUAAACGUUAGCCCUAUGACAAUUACUGUUCCUGGAAGUUAA